AAGCAACAACAGGAGCAGACCCUUUGAGUCACACUCGCCACCACCCCUUUCUUUCUCCUCCACCUUCCCUAAUCAAGAGGAGUCCACUUACCUUGCUCAUCGCACCAGACUCACCGUACACUGUAAUUUCUGAGUUGGACUCUCACUCAGACUCUCUUGAAGAUCUCUUCCGGCCACGAAUUAGGUGUGUCAUCAUCAGUUCAUUCGACAAUAUCCAAAAGACCUAUCAACAUGGAGACACCAUUGAGUCCGUAUUUGUUCAGGACUUUCCUGAUGCCAAUCCCUUUCUCUUGAUCGACUUUAUCCAACGCUGCCCCAUUCUAACUUCACUUCGACGAGAGAAUCCACAUGAAACCUGACGAUGUCGAAGAUGUCCUACUAUCACAUGGGGGCGCUGAUACGCUGCUUGUCGAGUUCUGAGUCCCACGUUCCUUGGCUGUCCAGCAAUCUAAAGAUAUCAAUUGGCAUUGACGAAAGUGACGAACAGGAUGCAUUCAACUUCCUCUCAGAAUACCUAUCAUACUUGUGGAAAAGCAGAGAAGAUAUUAGAAUCUCCUUUUUUCACUCCUCUUCGCCAGAAUAUCACUAUCUGAAGUUGCACAAACCCAUAGCCGGCGAAGGGACAAAUCAAUCACUCAUUUUCUUGAAAGUGCAGAUUUUGCUCUUGUGGUGCACUCUCCACAAACUCCAGAGAAUAUUGAGUGAGGAAAGUUUCAAUGACAUCAAGUCGGUCGUAUUAAUUGUUUGUGGGUCCGGUGAGGUGACCGAGAUAGACCAAUGCUGUGGCAAGAUCAGGGACCGCCGGAAUUAGCUCGUCCUCCUCACCGAUCAGGAUUACAAGAUGGAAACAAAAUUCUCACCUGAUGGA
Messenger RNA from Guyanagaster necrorhizus, 868 nucleotides. RefSeq lists its product as uncharacterized. The record is from RefSeq and is a predicted model, not a curated record. The coding region runs from base 362 to 811 and encodes 149 amino acids. The transcript is spliced from 2 exons. Lineage: Eukaryota; Fungi; Basidiomycota; Agaricomycetes; Agaricales; Physalacriaceae.